This is a messenger RNA of Lepisosteus oculatus (spotted gar), 6049 nucleotides long. It is a transcript of the gene rfx2, whose product is annotated as regulatory factor X, 2 (influences HLA class II expression). Gene Ontology annotation, molecular function: DNA-binding transcription factor activity, RNA polymerase II-specific; RNA polymerase II cis-regulatory region sequence-specific DNA binding. The record is from RefSeq and is a predicted model, not a curated record. Gene Ontology annotation, biological process: regulation of transcription by RNA polymerase II. Gene Ontology annotation, cellular component: nucleus. NCBI's taxonomy places the organism in Eukaryota, Metazoa, Chordata, Actinopteri, Semionotiformes, Lepisosteidae.
UUUGCUUUCCUCCCCUCGCUACGCAGACGGGAUGUUUUUCUUUAUUUUUUUUUGUGGUGGUGGCGGUGGUCGUUCCGCUCUCCCGGACCAACACCACCAUUACCCGCUGGGGAACAGCGACCACUGACGCGCGUCGUGGGGUGUGUGCGUGGAGUUUGGGGGGCUCCCGUGACUACCAGCUGUGUUGGUGUGUGCGCGACAGACACCCCCCGCCCCAAAAAAAGUUGGGACCCUCCCGGCCGGGGGAGCCGCGCUUUGCCGCCGAGCGGUGGGGUCGGCGCCCGCGAGAAGUGGCCCCGAGUGGCUCGAGCGGGGCGGGGGGUCCCGGGUGGUGCGGGGAGAGAGAGGGGACCCCCCACCCCGGCCCCCACAGCCGCUGCUGCACGCCGGGGGAGAGAGGGAGGGAGCCGGGCUGAAACUUCUCCACAACUUCCUUCCUCCCCGGCGGGCCGGGUCUAGUAUGCAGAAUUCCGAGGGCGGAUCCGACUCGGCGGCCACUGUUGCUCUGAGAACUUCCACAUCGGCCCAGGCCCCCGUUGUGCAGCCGGUCCCGGCCUCCCAGCAGAGGGUGCUGGUGCAGGCCACGGGCUCAGCCCAGAAGGGAGGACAGGUGCAGCAGCUUUCUGUACCCAGAGUGCAGCAGGUCCCACAGCAGGUACAGCAGGUGCAGCAUGUGUACCCCUCACAGGUCCAGUAUGUAGAAGGUGGAGAGGCUGUCUACACCAAUGGAACCAUCCGCACCGCCUACUCCUAUAACCCAGAGGCUCAGCUGUACAGCCAGGGUAGCGGGGGGACCUAUUUUGACUCGCAAGCGGGGGGCGCCCAGGUCACCACCGUGGUGUCCUCGGCCAGCGGCGUGCCCCCGCACGGCAUGGUGGGUAUCGCCAUGGACGUGGGCGGCAGCCAGAUCCUCUCCAGCGGCGGCGCCUACCUCAUCCACGGGGCGGGCAUGGAGGGCAGCCGGCACCACGCCUCGCACGCCUCCCGCUCCUCCUCUGCCAUGCUUGAAAUGGCGAUUGAAAACCUCCAAAAGUCUGAAGGGAUUGCAUCUCACAAAAGCAGCCUGCUCAACAGCCAUCUGCAGUGGCUCCUAGACAACUACGAGACUGCGGAGGGAGUCAGCUUGCCUCGCAGCUCCUUGUACAAUCACUACCUGCGGCACUGCCAGGAGCAGAAACUGGACCCGGUCAACGCUGCUUCCUUCGGCAAGCUCAUCCGCUCCGUCUUCAUGGGCCUCAGGACCCGGCGGCUUGGCACCAGGGGGAACUCAAAGUAUCACUACUAUGGAAUUCGUCUGAAGCCCGACUCCCCCCUGAACCGCUUGCAGGAAGACUCCCAGUAUAUGGCCAUGAGGCAGCAGCCUGUGCACCAGAAACAGAGGUUUAAGCCCCUGCAAAAAGUGGAUGGCAUGGGUGACAGCUUAGCAGGCGGAGCCCAGCAUUCGACUGCAACCCCAGAACAGUCAGUGGCAGCUCAGAGUCAGCAUCACCAGCAGUUUAUUGAUGUGUCCCAUGUGCUGCCCCCGUUCCCCAGCCUCGAUCUGGGCGCCGUUCCCCUCCCAGACUGCAUCAGCGUGAGCGACGUGAAGAGGCUGCAGUCUCUCUACAGGGACCACUGCGAGGCCACUCUAGAUGUGGUGAUGAACCUGCAGUUCCACUUCAUCGAGAAGCUGUGGCAGUCCUUCUGGUGUUCAACAGCGCCAUCUAGCGACGGAGCGACUCCUGUUCCUCCCAGUGAGGAGGAGACGGAGAGUGCCAUCCCCAGAGACACGCUGAUCGCCCUGUGCAAGUACGAGCCGAUCAAGCUAUGGAUGAGAAGCUGUGACCACAUUCUGUACCAGGCAUUAGUGGAGAUUCUCAUCCCGGACGUGCUCCGACCGGUGCCCAGUACCCUCACCCAGGCCAUCCGGAACUUUGCCAAGAGUCUGGAGGGCUGGCUGAACACGGCCAUGAGCGAUUUCCCGCAGGAGAUAGUGCGCACCAAGGCGGCAGUAGUGAGUGCUUUUGCGCAGACCCUGAGGCGGUAUACCUCUCUCAACCACCUGGCCCAAGCUGCACGGGCGGUCUUGCAGAACACCUCACAGAUCAACCAGAUGCUGAGCGACCUCAACAGGGUGGACUUCGCCAAUGUGCAGGAGCAGGCCUCCUGGGUGUGCCAGUGCGAGGAGGGCAUGGUGCAGCGCCUGGAGCAGGACUUCAAGGUCACCCUGCAGCAGCAGAGCUCCCUGGACCAGUGGGCCGCCUGGCUGGACAACGUGGUCAGCCAGGUCCUUAAACCCCACGAGGGCAGCCCCAGCUUCCCCAAGGCUGCCCGCCAGUUCCUGCUCAAGUGGUCCUUCUACAGCUCCAUGGUGAUCCGGGACCUGACCCUGCGCAGCGCUGCCAGCUUCGGCUCUUUCCACCUGAUCCGGCUGCUGUACGACGAGUACAUGUUUUACCUGGUGGAGCACCGCGUGGCCCAGGCCACCGGAGAGACGCCCAUCGCCGUGAUGGGGGAGUUCAGUGAUCUAAAUUCCAUGAUGCCCAUGCUUAUGGAUAAAGAGCCCUCGCACUUCUCCGACGACAUGAGCGACUUGGGCAGCGAAGUGGACGGUGUGGCCCGGGGCCCUGCCGAGCCGCCGGUCAAGAGGGAGCGCAUCGAGCUCAACCACUCCCUGCAGGAGAUCUGAGUCCGCCGCCACCAGGGGGCGACUGCAGCUUUAAAGGCAGCCAAAAGACGAAGCAGUGGGCUUCCUGCCCUUCACUCACACGAGGACCAUCCUGUUCCGCAGGAUAUGUACAUACACACGAUGUGCAUUUCAGUGGUAGCCCUCUUAGGUACCUCCUCUCUUAGCUUUCAUAGGAGCUGUCCUUGUAUUUUUAUAUUCCCAAUGAAUAUGAAUGCAGCUUUUUUUUUAAUUUGGAGGGAUUUGCCUACUGCUCCAGUUUUCCUUCUUUUUGUUAAUUUUAACUGUGAAUAUGAAAAUGAAAUGGAUGUUGUACAUUACUUUAGAGUAGUCAUACACUUAACCUGGAGUGAUGUUUUCAUAGGUGUGCCAUAGUUUUAAUACAGUGCCUUAGAUGAAAAACCAACAGCAACACAAAAAGGUUCCCUUUUUCAGCUGUGCCUAUUUGUAUUUACUGCAGUCAGAAUGAGAGUAGUGUUUCUUCCUUUGUGUGACUUGUUCAAAACCUAGAUUCCAAAGCACCUUGAAACCGGUGGAGGAUUUGUUGACUACUGAGAGCUUUGCUUGAGUAGGACAAGCACGACCCAGAAACUAAUGCUAACCUGCCCUGGGUGGACAGAAUGCUGCUGUGUAUCAGGAAACCGAGGUAAUAGUGUGGAUAAGGAGAGGGGGUUUUGCAGAAGGAUGUAUCUUGCAUUAACUUUGGUUCCUCUGUAGGAAGUCUGGCAGUGUUUUAAAACAUGCUGUUGAAAGGAUUAGUGUGGUCCAGAAUGCCAGGUGUUGGGUAUGAUGCCAUAAUCAAUUUUUUGUUAGUGUAGAUUUGUGUAAAAUGAAAACACUUUGUUUAACCUGGAAACAGAAUCUGGAUUAAUUAUAAACAAGAGGCGACUGUAUCCAUCCCCUGAGCUCUUCCCUGCAGCGUGCACUGGUGGGGUGCAGUACCCUGGAUGACCAGUUCUUCUGCAGUGGACAGCAGGAGUUCAGAGCACAGGAGGAUUUUAUUCGUCAGCCCUCAGGUGAUGGUGAGCUCCAGUAAACCAGCCUCUCUAUGGAACUGUGUCAAAUACACUACACAAAAUCUUUAUCUGGUUCAUCCUGGCCUGCAACAAGAGUUGGGUCAAGUCAGCACUUUCUGUUUAAAAUGGCUAAUCAAUCAAAUUCCUGAUUGGUGGAUUUUAAAGGACUGUAUCUCAGUGACCUCUCUGCUAAUGUCUUGUUCUCUACCCACUGACAACACCAAGCCUGUAGCUUCUUUAAAUGUUACCUCAGCCCCCUCUGUCCCUAGACCUCUCUACUUCCUCUUUUGCAUACUGGCAGAGAUUCACCUGUCUCUGAGUGAAAGAGCUACUUCUGCCCUGUGUGGUCUGAGUUGAAUGGAAAAACUUUCCAUUUUAAAGGAAUUCCAGCACAAUGCAGGAAUUUGUUAUACAUGGGGGAGUGCGUGAAAAUACGCAAGGUGUUUGCAAAACUCAAGGCACGAGCAGGAGUUCCUUUCCGUUGAGUACCUUCUGCUUAUGCAGUACCUAGGGUGUGUGCAGGAUCCCGUACAGCGCAUAUUCCCUCUUACAGAGUUGGAGCCUGUGCAAAAUCGAGUGGUGCGUGACAGGUCUGCAGAUGCCGGUGUUGAGGGUUAGCACCUGACUCUUUCACUUACAAUAUGUUUCUGAGGAUUAGUCCAAUCUUACCUUUUUGUGCCUCACUGUCACCUGUAUUGAAAUUAGCCUCAAAACAUUGCACCAAAAAUAGGCCACUUUCCCGUCUAGGGUGACCUUGUCAGCAAGUGCCACCAUAGUGCAUUAGACUGUACAGAUCUCACCCCUAACCUCCAGACUGUUCUCCUCUGUUUUGGUGCAACAUUGAGGCAAAAACCCCUUAUAGCAGUUGUUGUUACCUGUGCAUUUCUUCCUGUGGGGCUCUUCUUAGGGAAAUUUAAAAACUAUUUUUGUACUGCAUUGUAUCUAUUAUUUGGAGUAAAGCUGAUCUACAAAAAAGGCUGUAGCUAAUUGUUCCAGAUGCAGUUUUAUUUAUACAUUAACUAUGUAGCAGUUUAUUAACUUUUUUGUAAUAUAGGAAAGGGAAAUUGAUUUUUUAAAACCAAAUUGUAAAAUAUAUAUAUUUACUUUCAUGAACUGUUGAAUUGUAGGAAAGUUAUCAAUACUUUUUUGUGGCCUUUUAAGAUGACGGUUGUGCCAUUUUUCUGUAACAUGGACUUUUACUGGUUCUGGUUCAGUUGAUGUAUUUUUUUUCUUUGCCACAUUGUGGAUACUGUAUAACUGGGCUUCUAUCCAAUUCAACUUGGUUGCUGAAUUGAAUCAAAUCCUUAGUCUGAGCAAGGGUUUGUUACCACUUUACAACCCUUUUAAGAGCAGAAAAUAAUUGAAAAGUUACAUGGAAAUCAGUCUCUGUUGAUUCCAGAAAUGAAAUCAAUUGAAAAGGGCCUGUUUAGGAAAUGGUCUUCAGGCAGGAAGAACAACAAGAGGACCUGGAUUAUGAAGGCCUGAUGUAUCGCAGUUUGAUACAGCAACUUCUGCCAUCUGUACCAAACUUCACUGCUCCUUGAUACAUAGUUUUCAAAAUACAGGUGUUUAAACAAGACAACAAGCACCCCACAGUUCAUCACAGGUGAUGUUUCCGCCUUCUUAGUUUCCAGGGUCAGGUGAUUCCCUUUAAGAUUUUCCAUCUCAAACCUUUAAGUGAUCAGUUCUAUAUCAGUGUUUGCACUGUAUCCUAUGUAAUAAAACUGUGCUUUCCAAGUUCUGCUACCACACAAGCUGUAAAAAUCGUUUUUCCUGGGCUAUCUGUUAUAAACAAAUGUAACCAGCUGUAGAGCCCAGAGGGUGUCUUCUCCAAAGUGCACCCCAGUACUGGUGGAAGCUGAAGAUACUCACCUCCAGCUGUAAUUGGGGCCCCUGGCAAUGUUUGGCAGCCAAAGUCUUCAGGAAGUUCUUGUCGUGUGCUUUUGUCUGUUUUCUACAACCAGCUACGAGUGUUGUUUGUCCUGGAUUGUGAGGAAACCUGCCGUUUUUCUUUGGCUUAAAAGUUUGAGAUUUGGGCCAUGGGUUUUUUUUUUAUUGUACUAGUUUGGGUUCUUAUUUUUGGUAUUUUAUACCUUGUUUUUUUAAAAAUAUAUUUUUAAAACCGCUCUGGAUUACACACUUUAUUUAGCCCAGGGACUGCUAAAACAAUCCCUAACUUACUGAAUACAGUUCAAUUGUAUUUUGUACUGGUUAAAAUGUUCAAUAAAUUGGUGUAAAAAUUCAAGUAAAACCGUGUGAUUUUACUACCCAGCUUUUUAUCGUAGUGAAUCAAAAGGUCCAGCUUUUCUAUUUCACAAAACAGAAGAGGCAGCUAAGUCAGGUCAGCCGGUUUUACCAUCUAGAUUUC